CAUUCAACUCAAACUACUGAGCUCGCCUGGAGCUCGCGAGUGAACAGCUUUCUGGAGAAGUACCGGUGUGUUUAACUUAAAAAUGCUCAAAAAGAAAUCAAGCAGCGCUGAAAAGAAACGGAAACACUCGCAGUCGGAAGAAAGACACGACAGCAACAAGCGAAGAAGUGCGGAAGCUAACUUGGAGGACUCAAAGGAUGAGCUCGCUGACGCAGAGCUGGACAGGAUUGGCAGUGACAUUGAGGAGGGGGGACUUGACCUCAACCUGCCGUUCAAGCCCAUCACUGCUUAUGCCGCUGACAGGCGGGAGAUGCUGGAGCAGUGUCUGCGUGUGCUGGGGGAGAAGAAGCUACGGAGAAUGCUGCCUGAUGAACUCAAGGACUUUAGUUUAGAGGAAAUCAAAAAAAUGUGCUGGGAGCAACUGGAGCCGAUCUCAGAGAAAAAUCUUUUACAGAUCCUAGGAGGAGAAGAACUGACAUCUGGAAAUGGUGACAAAAACACAGAAGAGACCUUGGAGAGCCAGCAAGACAAUAAUGUGGACUCUACAUCUUGCCUCAAAGACACUGCAAAAACUGAGGACCCUAAGCAAGAGGGUGGCGGUUCAGGAGAGGAGAGCGACGUCCUGAGCAUAAACGCAGACACUUACGAUAGCGACAUAGAAGGGCCCAAAGAGGAGCAGACUGUUAAAGCUGUGGACGGAGCGGUGAAAGUAGCGGACAGCAGCAGGGAAGGCGCUGACCCAGUUGUAAACCCUGACCCAGUGAAUCCUAAACCUCCCACGGGCUCUCAACCAGCGGAAGGUGGAAAGAAAGACAUCCAAAGCGACAUAGACAAAAGCGUCAGUGAGAUUUUAGCGUUUUCGUCCUCUUCAAGCAAAGAGGAAGCUAAGGAACAGAGUGCACCUCCGCCGUGCACGGAUGUUAGUUUACCUGUUCAAGGCACACCUGUUUUGGGGCGCGCGCCUGCAGCGUGUCGGCCGUCGAUUCAGCAACUGGAGCUUCUGGAGCUGGAAAUGAGGGCGAGGGCCAUAAAGGCUCUGAUGAAAGCAAGUGAUGGGAAAAAGCAGAGCGUGACAAAAAAUGUGUAGCAUGUUUUGUUUGUUGUUGGUUGAAUGAUACAUGAAAUCAUGUGGUUUUAUUACUCCAUAUUGGAAUGAUGUUACUUGGGAAGUUAAACACACCAAGGCUUGUCCUAACCUACUGAAUGAAUGUGUCCUGGUAUGAUAAACAUAAUUGAGUUUCCAGCUGUAUUUUUGUCUAUGGCCACUAGAUGACAGUGUUCACCUGCCACAGUACACUCAUGGUAAUGUGUCCAAUAUGAGCAGAAGAGAGCAGGAGAUGAUUUAUCUGCUCAGUCAGAAUGGUCACAACAGCUUGAAAGUCAAGUUUCCCUCGAUGUUUUUCAGUUAUACAGUUGGGGUAAAAAUUUGUCAAUUUUAAGAGUGUGAGAAUAUUGGUUGUUAAGUACGUAGACCGAGCUUUGCCAGGCAAAGUAGGUGGCGGCAGUGUUGUGCUGUCAUUUACAGUCAACACACCUGCGAUAUUUCUUCACUGAACACCUGUUUGACUUGUCAGGCUGAAGUGUGCACUGGCAUCUCUCUGAUACUUGCAUCCUCUAAAUGUUAAGGCUGGUCUGUUACAACAGGUUAGGCAGAGACAACAAAAAAUACAGCUCCCAUGGCAUUACAGACGAAAUACAGAGGAACCCAAAACUGAAAUAAAUCAAAGAUAAGUAGACCAGCUGUCCUCAACCGAUACAUCAAGUUAAAGAACCCGCCACUGCUAUCCUCUGGAGGAACUUUAAAAUUUUGUCUUUCUGUGCGUCUAUGUAGCGGCUGGAAUUAAUAGCAUCUCUCGCCUAAUGUAGUGUUUUUGCUGUAAUUUAUUCCGAAGCUGCUUUGUUCCUGUAUGUGUGCAAUUACAUGCAGAUGCAGAGCAAAACAGCUCUCAACCCCACUACCCCAAAGGAGACAAUGAAACGUAUGAUAAGAAGCCAGUUGCCUCCUGGGUAUUUGCAUUUAAAAGGGUUAUUUCAUGGGAGGAAAGAGGGUGGAGAGCGUUAAAUGUGUCUUUUUCUAUGCAUGCGUGUGCAGGUAUCUUUGUACUCAUUGAUGAUUUGAAGAGGAAAUUGUCCACUUUAGUAAAAAGGGAUACAUGAUUCUAAAGUGCUGGUAGUGUCUAUGAUUGGUGAGUAUUUAUCUGUGUCAUUUUACUGCUAUUAGAAUGCCAAUUAUGAUUUGGUAUGAGCAGAUAAAUGGCUUUUUAAGCAGGCAUCAAAAUGAGUGGGCUGAAAAAAUGAAUUGAUGGAGUUGAGAUGAUGCUGUUUUUGUUGAGGGAGUACUUUUUGAUUUCAAAUGAACCUCUUGAUCCAUGUUAAAAUAUUGAGGUAUGACGCUGCCAUGAAUGUUGCUAUUAUGAAAGUCAAAAAGAAGGUUAUGCAAAAAGUUUCUGUGCUCUCUGAUUCAUCCGUUUAAUAGCUGCACCUGUCAUUUUCCUCAGUGUUGUGACCAAGCCUCUGGUAAGUGAUACUCAUUACACAAUAGUCCUCAAAACUUUUAGGGUGGUUUAUACCCUCAACUUUAUGUUUAACUUUCUCUAUGUGACUAUUGCACAAAAUUAAAGAGAAUUUAGGCCUCUGCAAAGUCAAGUUUUCUCGAGGGACAUGUACCAUGGGAAAGACGCGGUGCAAAGUCCAAUAUUGAAAAAAAAAAAAAAUAUAUAUAUAUAGAACUGAUUGUGCAUUGACUGUAUCUUAAGUUCACUUUGUAAUGUAUAUACACUCAUAGGUGUUCUACAUUUGGGUAGUUGUAAUUGUUGUAUCUCUCCUAUAGACAGAGUAUGCAAAGGAGUAAGAAAAAAAAAAAACAGUUCAGACAAAUACAAAAUAGAAAAACACUUUCACAGUUUUGGUAUGUUUUUAAGUGUCUUGGUCCAACACCUUCAGGUCCAGAAUAAGAUAUAUCAACAAUUAGGUCAACUUAAUGGAUUGCCAUUAUAAUUUGUCCUCAGGCUCAGAAUAAUUUGACCCUACUUUAAUCUGGCACUGCCACAAACAGGUAAAUUGACCCGCUAACAUGCUAAAUGAUAGCAUAUACAUUCAAUUAUUGACAUUUUGAAUUACAUGCUACCUUUUGCAUCCUGGCAUGCUAAUUUUAGCUUAAAUGUACUUCAGUCAACAUUACUACUGUUUUAGUGUAGUAAUGUUGCAUGCUGAGUAGUGAUAGCAUUCCCAUACAACAGUUACGUGCUGACUGUAGUAUCCUGGAUUUUAACAAUUAGAUCUAAAUCUUAAUCCUGGUUACUUGAUUUUAACAUUUAGAAUUACAUGCUAAUCACAACAACUUUAUUUUAACAUUUACAAUCAUAAGCAAACGUUAGUGUCCUGUCACCUUGAUUUUAGCAUUUAGAAUGACAUGCUAACUGUAGUAUCCUGGUACUUGGAUUUUAACAUUUAGAAUUACAUGCUAACUCAUGGCACCUUGCCUUAACAUUGAGAAUCAGAAGCAAACUGUAGUAUCCUGGCAACUUGCUUUUAACGUUUAGAAUUACAGUGUAACUUAUCCUAGCACCUUCAUUUUCACAUUUUAAAUUACAUGUUAACUGUAGUAUCCUGGCACCUUGAUUUUGAUAUUUAACAUUUAAAAUUACAUUUUAACUGUUGUAUCCUGGUGCUUGGAUUUUAACAUUUAGAAUUACAUGCCAAUUCCUGGUACCUUGACUUUAAUAUUUGGAAUCACAAGCGAACUGUGGUAUCCUGGUACUUUGAGUUUCACAUUUAAAAUUACAUGUUAACUGUAGUGGCUUGACACCUUUAUUUUCACAUUUACAAUGACAUGCUAACUCAUACAGCUGGGGUUUGAUCCAAUACCAGUGUGCCGGAAUAUAAGUAUAGCUGAGGGCGGGGUUAGGGCAUCAUUAUUUAUUUAUUUUUGCCAAAAUAGUGGUAAGGUUCAAUAACAAAACUGUCUUUCUCAUUCUUUUUAAUCCAACAAUUUAGUUUUGUGUGUGCUCUGAGCAUUACAGCCUUGAGGUAGGAACACUUCACUGUCUUUGCUGUUGCUAAGGCAAAAAUAGGCUCACCACUGCCCUUUUCAGUGUUUGUUUUGGUGCACAUUUCUACUGUUUUGAUACUUCCAAUGUUUUUUAUUUUUCAGAGCACAUUUUCAUUCUUUUUUUGUGUGCUUUCACUGUUGUGUUUUAGUGUUCGCACUAUUUUUAGAUUUGGGGCACAUUUGUCUUAAUGUUAGUGCUUUCAGUGUGUUUUGUUCCUCAGUAGCCACUGGGGAUUGUAGAAGUAGCACUGGAAACAUAAGUAUAUUUGUGAAAAAGAGGACCUGUCAGUCCAAUGCAAAACUCUAGAUGUUACUGUGGCACCGCAGAAAAACCGCAAGGACAAAAAAGGGAUGAAAAAUGUUGAUGUCACUUUUUUAAGAACA
This is a messenger RNA of Epinephelus fuscoguttatus (brown-marbled grouper), 4435 nucleotides long. RefSeq names its product caspase activity and apoptosis inhibitor 1. The transcript is spliced from 6 exons. Bases 83 to 1087 code for a protein of 334 amino acids. Lineage: Eukaryota; Metazoa; Chordata; Actinopteri; Perciformes; Serranidae. The record is from RefSeq and is a predicted model, not a curated record.